AGAGGAGAUAGAGAGGGUAAUUGUUGAGAGGUUUGGGGCGGAUAAAGUGGAGUCUUACCAGGGCCACAUGGGCCUGGAUGAAGUAAAAAAACUCUUCAACCGAGCUCGGCUCCUCAUCGGACCCUCCAGCCUCGCCCUCUCCUCCCUCCUCUUCCUGCCAUUCAAUGCUGCUCUGCUCGAACUCCUCCCCCGCCUGCUCUCAAUGCCUCUACUCCUGGAGGAGCAGCAAGCGAUCCUGAGGGGUUUGGCUCCCUGGCAGCAGCUGCUGGUAUUGUGCGGUAUGCUGUCCCUUGCGAUUCAGUGGCAGCACCUGCAGCAAAACCCGACCCUUCGGAUUCGACUGGGGAAGGCGCAUCUGGUGGUGGCAUGUCGUGCAGGGUUCAUCUGGUGGAGGCUGCACUCGAAGAGAUCAUGAGCAUGCACUUCAGCGAUGUGAAAAGGACAGCAACAGCAACUGCAACAGCAGAUGAGACUGCAAAGGCAGCUGGCUCGUCUGCCUCUUCACUUCCCUCCCCCUCGACUGCAUCCCCAUCCCCACCACCACCAUCCCCCCCUUCCUCUCCCCCUCCUGCCACCCCUACACCUUCACCCCCCACAUCACCACCACCACCACCGCCAUCACCAGCAGCAGCAAUACCAGCACCACCGCCGCCAGCACCCCCAGCGGCAGCAGCAGCAACAAAACCCGCUCCUGUAGUGGCCCACCCCACCCGCAGCUCCCCCGGGUCAGAGAAGGACGAGGGGCCCCAGCCGUCCCCUGGUAUGAGCUGAACGAGCAGCAGUGGGACCAGCACCGUGAGAGGAUCGCUGCUGCUGAUGGGGGCGCAGGGGCGUUUGACGCCCUGCUUUAUAACCUUACUGUGCCGCCUGAAAACGAGGAUGAGACAGGGGAAGGAGAGGGAGGAAGAGCGGGAGGAGCAGCAGGAGGAGGGGAUGGGGGAGGGGGGGUGAGUGAGGAGGGGAGUGGAGGCCAGAAGACGACAGGAAACUACCGCCCUCCUCCUUUUCCAGAUUACUCGGACCAUAUCCCUGGCACGCGGUUACACACCAAGCGGCAAGUGUUACUUUUCAACAAGUGGAUGGAGUGUGUUCUUAGGGAGGGGAGGUGGGUCUUCAAUGCCACACCUCGCACCCUCCCCUGGGAAUACACCGGAUUUAUGAACAUGUGUGAUCAUAAGCAGGUGGAGAAACGGAAGGGGAAGGCUGCUUGGGGGGCGGAUGAGCUGGUGCUUAAAGGGGUGAGUCCGGAUAAGUGGGCGGUAAGAGAAACACUUAAGUACGAGUACUUAGUUCCGGAGGAUAAGUGUGGGAAUGCUGUGCUUAAAAAGGCAGUGGAAGCAGAGCUGGGUGUGGAUGCUGCUGCUGCUGCUGCUGGUGAAAAGGAAGCAGCAGCAGAAGAUGAGGAGGUUCCUGUAUGGAGGAAAUUUGACGGGCUGGAUUUCUGCAAGCGGGCAGCUCGGGCAGCCGAAACAAGGCGCGACCGGCUUUGGAGCAACGGCACAUCUGCCCUGGCAGGCGAAAAGGCACCGGCAGCAGCAGGCGAGAGAUGGAUGGAUGAUCCUCGGAGGAUGCACAAGGGGUUCACAGUGUACAUCGUGGGAGACUCCCUACAGAAUCUCUUUGCAGCCACGUUUCUCAACCACAUGCUGUGGCACGUGCACAAGAGCGCGGCGUGGGUGCUCAACCGCACCAUCUGCUACCAGUGGGUGGAGCACCUCCCCCACGUGCACUGCCACAUGAACUUCUUUAACACCUCAGAGAGUGUCUGCCCCGGGGCGUUCGGUGGGGAUGCUGCUGCUGCUGGUGCUGGUGCAGCUGCAGCUGCUGGUGCUGCUGCUGGUGUUGCAGGUGCUGCUGGUGCUGCUGGUGCUGCUGGUGCUGCUGGUGCUGCUGCCGGGGAUGUUGGCACGAAUGGCAGUAGCAGCAGUGACGCCGGCGCCUUUGCGAUGCAUUUCACUUCAAACCGGUGGCUCACAGUGGGAGACACUUUCGUGGCUAAGGAAAGCGUCCCUUGGUCCCAACACGGCGCGUUGGUCGAUGCUGAUGUGCUGUUGAUUAACCGAGGGGCACACUUUACUAAGGAUGACGCUUAUGUAAAAGACUUGCGGCGGGCGCUGCGAUUCGUCCGGAGAAACUUCCCUAAUAAGCUGAUUAUCUACAGGAACACUCCGCCGGGGCAUUUCAACUGCACCGAUAACCUGGGGCCUUUAUCGGAACGGCAGCCGGCUGAAAUAUUGCCGUUUAAUUGGGGCGGUUUUAUGCGGCAAAAUGAGCUGGCAAAACGGCUGGUGGCAGAGGCGGGGGGAAUUUACAUGGAUGUGGAGGGGGUUAUGGCUUUAAGGCCGGAUGGGCAUACCAGCUGGAUGGAGGAGACGCCUCGGGAUUGCCUGCAUUACUGUACUCCGGGGCCUAUGGAUUUUUAUGCGCAGUUUGUUUACAACAUAUUGCUCCAUUCUGUUCUGUAGAGCUGCUUUGGUGUCAUUUUUGCCUUUUUUGAUGAUGUGGUGAAGUAAUCCGAACGUUCCACAUCCUUCU
Molecule: messenger RNA, 2535 nt
Organism: Closterium sp. NIES-67
Lineage: Eukaryota; Viridiplantae; Streptophyta; Zygnematophyceae; Desmidiales; Closteriaceae
Source: the annotation of a GenBank genome assembly